UUCGUUAGUCAGCCCCCGCCACGACAGCCGAACACUCGCCACUGAGCGUUCCUCCCCGAUUUCGUUUUCAAUAUUUAAUUAUUUUCCUAUCUGCUCAUUGAAGAAGUAAGAUGUCACUGGCCGUGGAUAGCCGCAAUCAGUUUGCCCGUCAACUGGUGGCUGCCAUCACCAAGAAUGCCCUCCAGCAGCGCACGGAGCAGGGCGUCAAUGUCGUCAUCUCGCCGGCGUCCAUACAGAGCUGCCUGACGCUGGCCUUUAUGGCGGCAUCCGGCACGACGGCGGAGGAGCUGCGGCAGGGUCUGCACCUCGGACCAGGCGACAGCGCGCACAUUGCGCGUUCCUUUGGCGAAUUCUGGACAUCCAGCUGCAACUAUGGCGCGAAGGGACCCGUGCUGAAGUCCGUCAAUCGUUUGUACGUCAACGAAACGCUGGAACUGCAGCCGGAGUUCAAUGCGGUGGCAGGAGACUUCUUUCAGGCAAAGGCAGAGCCCGUCAAGUUCGCCGAUGCGCUGGCUGUGACGGAGCAAAUCAAUGCCUGGGUGAAGGAGCAAACGGAUGACAAAAUCCGGGAGCUGCUGCAGUCGGAUGCCGUCAAUCAGGACACGAGUGCGGUGCUCAUCAAUGCGCUGUACUUCAAGGGCAAGUGGCGGAAACCCUUCAUGCCCGAGACCACGCAGCAGGAUGACUUCAGCUUGAAUUUAAGCGAUCGCAUCAAGGUGGACAUGAUGUACCAGGAGGACAAGUUCAAGUAUGCGGAGCUGCCGCACCUGCAGGCACGCGCCGUGCAGCUGCCCUACGAGCACUCGAACAUUUCCAUGUUGAUCCUGCUGCCGGACACCACGUGCGGCAUACUGGAGCUGGAGCAGCGUCUGCAGUCGGUGGAUCUGGCUGACAUUGAGGCUGCCAUGACGCUGGAGGAUGUGGACUUGGCGCUGCCCAAGUUGACCCUCGAAUUUGAUGUGGAUCUCAAGGAGGUGCUCCUGCAGCUGGGCAUAUCCGAGAUCUUUGGCAACGAGGCCAAGCUGGACAGACUCUUCACGACAAAGACGGGCCAAAAGCUUUCAGCAGCCAGGCAUCGCGGCUACAUAAGCAUCAACGAAGCGGGCUCCGAGGCAGCAGCGGCGACAUUCAUGAAAAUUGUGCCCAUGAGUCUGAACAUGCAGACGAAAGCAUUCCGUGUGGACCAUCCAUUCCUCUUCUACAUACGCAGCUGUGAGGCUGUCUUUUUCGCCGGUCGCGUCGUCAGUCCCAGUCAAGCAAAGAGCGACACGAGUCGCGCUAGUCUUAGCCAAGAGAGUAAAUAAUAAAAAAUCGUUCCA
Drosophila subobscura is the source of this 1319-nucleotide messenger RNA. RefSeq names its product serine protease inhibitor 42Dd. The record is from RefSeq and is a predicted model, not a curated record. Gene Ontology annotation, molecular function: serine-type endopeptidase inhibitor activity. NCBI's taxonomy places the organism in Eukaryota, Metazoa, Arthropoda, Insecta, Diptera, Drosophilidae.